This is a messenger RNA of Balaenoptera ricei (Rice's whale), 2407 nucleotides long. It is a transcript of the gene SLC39A13, whose product is annotated as solute carrier family 39 member 13. Gene Ontology annotation, molecular function: zinc ion transmembrane transporter activity. The transcript has 10 exons. Gene Ontology annotation, biological process: zinc ion transmembrane transport; intracellular zinc ion homeostasis. Gene Ontology annotation, cellular component: membrane. The record is from RefSeq and is a predicted model, not a curated record. Bases 113 to 1207 code for a protein of 364 amino acids. NCBI's taxonomy places the organism in Eukaryota, Metazoa, Chordata, Mammalia, Artiodactyla, Balaenopteridae.
GCCGGGCGGCCAGGCCGGGCGGGGCCGACCCGGGGCGGGGCGCUGUGCCGCAGCUGGAUGGCCGGGGCCGUCCGGAGCGCCUCCGCCGCCGUCGCCGCCGCACGCACGUGGCAUGCCUGGAUGUCCCUGCCCUGGUUGUGGCAUGGCGGGACAGAGGCUCCUCUUCCUCGCUGCUCUUGCCCUGGAGCUCCUGGGAGGGGCUGGGGGUUCCCAGCAGGCCUUCCGGAGCCGGGGGGUGGCAGCGGCCUGUCGCCUGGACAAUAAGGAAAGCGAGUCCUGGGGGGCCCUGCUGAGCGGAGAGAGGCUGGACACGUGGAUCUGCUCCCUCCUGGGCUCACUCAUGGUGGGGCUCAGCGGGGUCUUCCCAUUGCUCGUCAUUCCCUUGGAGAUGGGGACCACGCUGCGCUCAGAAGCUGGGGCCCGGCGCCUGAAGCAGCUGCUCAGCUUUGCCUUGGGGGGACUCCUGGGCAAUGUGUUUCUCCACCUGCUGCCCGAGGCGUGGGCCUACACGUACAGUGCCAGCCCUGGUGGUGAGGGGCAGAGCCUGCAGCAGCAACAGCAACUGGGACUGUGGGUCAUUGCUGGCUUCCUGACCUUCCUGGCGCUGGAGAAGAUGUUCUUGGACAGCAAGGAGAAGGAGGAGACUAGCCAGGCCCCCAGCAAAGACCCUGCAGCUGCGGCCGUGCUCAGUGGAGGCCACCAUCUGGCCCAGCCAGCUGCAGGGCCCGGCCUGAGCGCCGUGGUCCGGAGCAUCAAAGUCAGUGGCUAUCUCAACCUGCUGGCCAACACCAUAGACAACUUCACCCACGGGCUGGCUGUGGCUGCCAGCUUCCUUGUGAGCAAGAAGAUCGGGCUCCUGACCACCAUGGCCAUCCUCCUGCAUGAGAUCCCCCAUGAGGUGGGCGACUUUGCCAUCCUGCUCCGGGCCGGCUUUGACCGAUGGAGCGCAGCCAAGCUGCAGCUCUCGACGGCCUUGGGGGGCCUGCUGGGCGCCUGCUUCGCCAUCUGUACGCAGUCCCCCAAGGGAGUAGAGGAGACUGUGGCCUGGAUCCUGCCCUUCACCUCUGGCGGCUUUCUCUACAUCGCCCUGGUGAACGUGCUGCCCGACCUCUUGGAGGAAGAUGACCCAUGGCGCUCCCUGCAGCAAGUGCUUCUGCUCUGCACGGGCAUUGUGGUGAUGGUGCUGUUCUCGCUCUUCGUCGAGUAACUGUCCCUGACGCCCCACCCCCUGCACAGCGAUAAGAGACUCAGAUCGACUCUGUGACCGUGCGUGUGUGUGUGUGUGUGUGUGUGUGUGUGUGAGGCAGAGAGCGAGCGAGUCCUCCGACCUGACAAGAGGACGGGGUGUGUGUGUGGUGUGCACAUGUGACCGUGUGCAAGACCGACACUGUGAUCCCUCGUGUGCUGGGCCCAGGGCCCGGUGCCCACGCCUGCCCCCAGCCACACUGUGGUCUUCUCUCCUUGCCACCCUGUCAUCUUGCACCUCCUGGAGUCGGCAGUGAGGAACAGGAACACUGGUCCCAAGCAGAGGCCUCUGCCCACCAGGACGCCAGGAGGAGUGAGAGCAGCCCAAGGAGGCCAGGGCUGCAGGGAGCCCCAAAGCUGUCUCCUGCUGGGGCCUCAUGGGUCCCUGGCCUGAGGGAGUAAACCUCUCUGCACAUGCACCCAGCUCUGGGCAGCCAGAAAGCGAGGCUGGGGCGCCUCCUCUCUGCUGUGUCCAGUGUUCUGGCCCUUCCUUCACCAGCUCCAAGGCCAAAGAAAGGAGAGGCAGGUGCUCGUGUAGCCCCCAGCCCCACUCAGCACUGACAGUCCUACCCCUCCCAGCAUGGAGCCGGGAGAUGCUUUCUAAGACCUUUUCCCCGUGGCUGCUUGCCCUGGCCCAGCUCCUGUUCCCCCAGGGAAUGCUCCCUGGCAACGCCAGCGGCUCUGCCACCUCCAGCUGCCAAACAGCAGCCAGCAGGGCAGCGAGCAGCCCUGGGCCAGAGGCUUCCCAGUCGGCUCAGGGAUGCUCGUGCCAGCACAGGGUCCAGGCAGACACGCUGGGGGCAGGAAGAGAGUGAGCAGUGGCUGCCUGCCCCUGCCCCUGCCCCUGGCUUGGGCCCCUCUUCCUGUCCCACUGUGGGUGGGGUUAGGCGGGGGUGGCGAGGGCUCCACGUUGUCAGCACUCAGGAAUGUGCUCUGGGGAUGCUGAAGCCAUAAUCCCCAGCUAUUUCCCUUGGCUGACGCCCAGGUACUCAGCUGGCCCACUCCACAACCAGGCUCCAGCCCUGCUGCUUGACCGUGGGCGUCUUGAGACGUAGCCGUCAAGAGAGUCUGAAUGGUUUUAUGGCAGUUUUGCUGUGGUUCCAUUUGUAUCUGUAAAUACCUGUUCUAUAGAUGAGAUGCAAAUAAAUAUACACAAACUGGC